AUGGCGACAAGUGCGACUGCGUCAUGUGCACACGGCGCGCACGCCCACGAGGACGUAGACGAGGCGGACAUGGCGUUCGACCCAACACUGGCUUCGUGCUGCGAGCGCGACGCGCACGAGUACAAGAAGGCCAUGAAGCUCAAGGCAGUGCUCACAGCGCACGACCCGACGUCCAGCGCCGUGCGAAGACGUCAGCAGCUCUUUCAACCCCCGUCGACUGCUUUGCUCGUGCGACCGACUGGAAGUGUUGCGCCUCAAGUUCCACUACUGUCAUCUGCGUCCGUCGAGUCUGAUUCGGACAUCGACUCAGACGACUUGGACGAGGACAUGGAGAUGAUGCUGGCCGCGCGUCGUCAACAGUUCGAGCAGCAGCUCGAGAAGGCAGCACGAGAUGCGACUGACGGGUAUGGCGUUGUGCUCGAUACGAAGCUCGAGCAACUGGUGCAAGAGCUGCAGAACGAACCAGAUGUGCCGCGGGUCGUGCUCGUUGUCGACGGUAGCGCUGCUGCGUCGCUGGAGUUCAGGCGGGUCAUGCGGAGCGAAAUGGCUGCAGUGGCGCAAACGUUUCGAGGAACGAAAUUCCACGCAGUAGUGGUAGCUGACCGAGUCGAUGACGACACGUUGUGCCAGUUGCGGCUGCCGUCCAAGUCCUGUUUGGCGGCGUUUCGCCGUGGCGAGCGCGUGGAUUCGAUCGUGUUGGAUUACACGGUUCUCGUCACAGAAGUCGAGGGUCUUUGGGAAGCGCGUUUUUUGCCGUGGUUGAGCAAGUGCAGUGUACUGGCCAGCAAACGUGUGUAUCCUCCUUCGGCAAAGCAAAGCCAAUUGAGCCGGAGAAAACCUACAGACGAGAACGAGUCGGAGCAUCGAGGUUUCGACUGCGGCAUGGAGAGCUGUCGACUUCGGUUCGGUUACGAACAUGAACACGUCGGUACGUCUCAACAGACGAAGGACGAAAUGGCCGCGUGGCGCCAGCCGUCCAAGUAA
Molecule: messenger RNA, 984 nt
Organism: Hyaloperonospora brassicae
Lineage: Eukaryota; Oomycota; Peronosporomycetes; Peronosporales; Peronosporaceae
Source: the annotation of a GenBank genome assembly